GCACACAGCAUCGUGCUGCCAGGACACAGUGAGCUAAUGGUAACAAGACUUUCUGAUUGGGAACUAGGCGAGACAAAGAUGGCCGAUUAGACAAAUUCUACCAGCUCAGCCUAAAGAUGGAUCAGUGUUUGUUCUUGGUUGGAUAAGCUGUAACAUACUCUCUAAUCCUGUUAGAACUAGAAUGAAGUUUAAAAAGGCAACACCGAUAGUUGUGAGCCUGUUGUUGGCUCUGGCUAGCCUGACUACUGUAGUUGGUUCCCUCCCUUGUGACAACCCUAACCCGAUCGAAGAGAAAGCUUACGUUGGAGCAUACGAGAUUUACUUCCCAGAUACGCAGACCAACAGUUUUUUUCAGCCAGCCCAGUGUCGCUGGAAAAUCUUAGCGUACCGGAAUGAUUACGUCAUUAACUUGGAGUUUUCAGACGUAAACUUGACCCAUGGAGAUUUUCUGAACUCCUGCAGCGAAAGAAUUACUGUAUACGAUGGUCCUGAUGUCACAGAUUUGGUGCUGGCUGACUUCUGUGGUUUGAGGAGCCCUUCCAUCGUGACAUCAUCUCGCGAGACUCUCGUCGUGUUUCGAUCUAACGAGAGCACGGUGACCACUGGACGGUUUCGUCUCAAGUACAAGGCCAUCAGGGAUAAAGUAAACGACGAUGAUUCUAGUCAAGUGCUUCGGAUAGCUUUCGGCGGAUUUAUCGGCGCUGUGGCCUUCGUGAUAAUUUGUAGCGGGGCCAUACAACGUUAUAAAUAUGGAAGGUCCAACGGGCCAGUCUUCUUGUUCUUUGGACGACAUCGCGUGGACACUACUGCCAUGGCCUCGACAGCUGGCUCCAGACACGCAGGCGGCUGCCCAUCGACAAGAAGAAGAACAGCCAAUGAACCAGCUCCGCAAGAAGCGGAAAGUGCGUCUUUAAGAAACAGGGUUGCCGGGUUCUUCCAUUGCAUAGUUAUCAAGCUAUACCCCGGACGACUUGACAGCGAAUCCUCCAGUUCCGAUUCCAGCGGGGACAGCUCCAGCUUACACCAUGGCCCACGCUCGUCCUUUCGCUUCGGUCGCAGGCAGGCCAGCAUCACAAGCUGCAGCGAAGCUACCCACGUAUCUCAGGGGAGGAGAGGCAGCAGUAGUAACAACUAUGAGUUUGACCCUCAGGUGAUGCCCCACUUAACCAUGGACGGGCACGAGAGCUUCGGGUACAGUACGAUUCCUGUUGGGAACUUUACUUCAGAUCCUUCGGCAGUAAAGCCACCUACGUAUGAAGACAGUGUCAACAGCGUAAAUCCUUUAUACCUUCAAUCCAGUGGUCAGGCUUUUUACAACCGUGCUUUCGAUCUCAAGGACGAAGGCCAGGGCACCCAUGAAGUUUUUCCCCCACCACCGCCUUACUCCGAAGUAAACUUGCAGAGUGGCUCUGAUUCUUUGUUGGGGACAAGAGGAAACAACUGCAUCUUGGAAGCUACUAGGACCCCAUUGACGGGAGAGCAAAGCUGCAAUGAUCGAUUCCUAUCCACUCAUUCUAUAUCCCAGGCAAAUGCCAUGACUGGAGAUUCCCUGACACCCGUUUCCCUCACACAAGAGAAUGAACAGCUUGAUCCAGUGUUAAGAUCAGGCGCAACAUGUAGCGCCCCUGUUGUGGUGGAUGUUCUUCAAAUGUCAAGCAUCGAAAAGCAAAAUUCUUUCAUUGCCCAUGACAGUACUCUUAGCUCCAAAGAUCACAAAACAAUCGACCCUGUCAGCAAUGAUGAGCUCUUGCAUCCGAACCAAACCAUUUCAUCCUCAGCACCCAUGGAGCUUUUUCGUAGAUCUGGCUUAAUAUCUACCUUAGCUAUUGACAGACCAACCCAAAGUGCAACGCAAGAAAUGGAUCCUUCUAAAGAUCCGUUGGGGAAAAAGCUAGAACUCCAGACGUGCAGCGAACAAAGGGCAGACUCUAUUCCUAAAUGUUCUGAUACAGGCACUGAACAGAUAAGCCUUGCACCAUCUUUCCGACAGGGAGAUGAGUGUGUGGAUCAACCACACGUCUCCGCUUCUGCUUCUGUCAACAAUAGUCGCCAAAACGAGCUCAUUAAUUCGGAGAUCAACGCAAUUACAGCCACGUCACUUCCUGGAGAUGGUUUGCGAAUUGAAGAUUUAGACUAUAGUAGCCGCGAAGAAAAUGUUUGAGCAUUGAAUAGACAGAACAUGAGUUACAGUAGUUGAAUACGCUUCAACGUCUUUACAAGAAUAUAUCUUCGGUUGAACACAAGCAGCUGAAAUGCAGGCAUACACAUUUCUUUUUCUUCUUCUUUUUUUUAUUUUUAUACCAAACUAUUUCUACCUUUUAUGAUCAUUUUAACGAUCUUGAAUUGUAUAAAUGUGUUACUUAUUUAUCAAAUCUACUUGUCUAAUGAAAAAUUUCAUAACAUUAGAAAAAAAAAAGCUAUAAAUAGCAAACUCCCGGUAUUCAUAAUACAGAAGUGGACGUAAUCAUCUUCUUUUAGAAGUAACGUCUAUAUUUUAUAAGAUAUGAUAAUUUAUUAUUAUUAUUUUUACAUUUUAGCUCUGUAGAAUCAAAUUAAUGGUCAAAAUGUACACAAAGAUUACUGUAUUGACUGUGAUAAAACGUUUGUAUGAUUAUCUCCAAUUUACUUAUUGUUAAUGAAGCGUUUCAAAGAUAAUGUACUUUAGUGACUAUCCCACCCAAUAAGUCAAUAAUUGUAAUCUGUAAUGUGAUUAAACUAUAGAGUUUUAAGUGUCUCGCACUCUAAUGGUCAACUGCUGACCAGGGAAAGUCAGGAUAUCUUAGUUAAGUGAAACAAAUAUUUGCAAAUGUGUUAAGUGCAAGGAAAGGAUGGGCGCUGGAGGAAACAGUUCAAGAUAAAUGAAGCUUAAUGACAUUCCAGGAGCAGCGACAAUCUGAAUGUCCCACGGGACAGGGAGGUACAUCUGCAGUAAGGCAGCCGGUGCAAAUGGAACGGCUAGUAAUGCCACUUGAGCUUGGCGGUGAAGGAGACAGCGUUUCGUGGGUGGACACAAAUGUCGUGGUUACUAAAGAAGAAACAGCGAACAGGUUAGUGCUUAACUUAUCGGACAUAAAGCUGACGAAGAUGUCUGUAGGCCUACUUUGUCAGUGAAAUACCGUACGGUGAAUGGUUUACAUUUAUAACUUUUGCCAAAAUACAUAUAGCCUAUAUAUGACCUGUAUAUAAGUAAUAAUUGCACAAUUAAUCUUGUUUAUUGUUGAUUUGACUGAUAUUAUACAUUUCUUUGUGAUACAGAUAUCAUAGGUUACAGAAACCAUUCCAAAUAAGUCUGUGAUUCAAAUUGUGAAUUUGUUUACAUGUGUAAAGUAAAAUGAAUGGCUUUUCUAAUUUAAAAAAAAAAAAUAUUUUUGUUAUGUUCAUUUUUUACAAAGCUUAUAUUCACUCUCUCUGUCUGUCUGGUAAAAAAUUUGAACAUAUUUUUAAAAUCAUAUUUCCCAUUCUCGGAUCAAAUUAAAAUUGUGUAUGAUUAUUCAUUGAACCUGAACAAGACAUGAAUCAGUAAAUGUGACUAAUUUGUUAAUAAAUUGUUGGUGAUUAAUUAUUUUUGUUCAUAUCGAAAUAAGUGAAAAAAAUACUACUUAAUGAGGAAUUAAUUAAUACUAAAUAAUUAUACGAUAUAUAUGGAUUUAGUCUCCUUAUUAAGUUUGAAAAUUUCCCACUUCCCGUUCUCGGAUCAAGUAGAAAUUUUGCAUAAUUAUUCAUAGUCGAUAACAAUGCACGAAUCAAUCUAAAAAUUAACUAAUUAGUUUAUUAUUUAGUACUUAUUAAUUUAGGACUAAGUAGUUUUGUUAUAAUGUCUUUUUUUUUACAAAGCUUAUAUCAUUUUUUCCUCCUGUGAGGAAGGGGGCUAAACCCUGUCAUUUUCAUAUAAGUGGUAGUAAUUAUUGGUUAUUUCCCCUUACAUAAGCUUUGGUUUUUAAAAAAAAUAUUAAAAUUCCUUGUUAUAAUAAUAUUUUUUUUCGUUGUAAAAGUAAAUUGAUAAAAAGAAGUACAGCUUCUUAUGAUGUCUUUCCUUUCAUUCCUAAAUAUAAACCAUAAAGAAAAGCAGACACAUUAGUUAACAUUUGUGAAAAAAAAAAGUCCGCAUUGGACACUCUAUCUGGUAAUCUUAUUAUGUGGUCUUUAGAGGGACCAAUGCUGACUCUCAACUAAGUGUUUUGGUCCACUGUUAUUCUCAACAUUUUUGUAAAAGAUAGACCGUACUAUCAUCCGCCCAUGUUUCUUUUCCCUCUCUUUCUUCCACCUGGUUCUAUUUCAUGUAGGAUAUUUCUUGAAAUACCGUUUGCACCUGAACAAGUUUUCAUACCAUGCAUAUGCCUAAAUGUAAUAUUUUUGGCUUUGUCAAGUUAGUCAAAUUGUGUCUAUUCUGUAUUUAUUAUUUUUUUUAUAGACAUUCUUGUUAGAUGGUUUUUGUAGGACAUGCUUUAUAUUCUUUUUGAAAGACUACCAAGGACUUUCCCCUAAACAAGAUUUUUUUCUUACUAAAGUCAAAUGCUAUUUGGGUGUUUAAAACUUCUAUGUUAAUAUUGUUGAACAAUGACAGAAUUAAAAGCUAGGCACUGUACUUUAUAGUCCCAAUGGGGAUUUUCAGAAUAGGCUAACCUUUUGGUGUAUCCGGUGUAAAGAAUACGGAAUAGUUUUAAAAGCUGUUACUUUUAUAGACAUGUAAAUCUCUAUCGAGGAUCCAAUAAAUAUAAUAAUAUAUAACUUUUUAGCCCUGCAAUCGAAUAUGUUAGCUCUUUUAGCAGCUUUUACUUGUAGCACGAAGUUAGUUGGCAACAGUGACGAAGCAAUAAAAUUUGCUGGGUAGAGUUUAUUUCAAUCUUCAAAUUUUUUUUUCGUAAUCGCUUUCGAUCUGCCUAUUUUGAUGUUUUUCUUUUAGGGUCCAUUUUAUUACAUCUACGUUUAUGAAUUUCACUUCCGUAUCUCUCUCGUUGUAUUUAAUUGAUUAUAGAGAUGUCUUUAAUGUAAAGGAAAUCAAAAUGUAAAUACAUGUGUAUAGAAAGUUAUUGUGAUUAACUAAAUUACUACAAUUCCCUUUUAGUGGAAUAUCGAUUUUUCCAUUUUAAAUGUAGACCUACUUAUUGGCUAUUUCCUCUAGACAAGAUUCUGUGUGGAAUGCUUCACUUUUAGUCUCUAUAUAAUUGUACAUGUGCACUUUUAAACUCAUUUUCAAACCAUUAUAUUGUAGGCCCUACGAUAUAUUGUCAUUAAAUACCUUUUUUUUAAAUU
Molecule: messenger RNA, 5253 nt
Organism: Biomphalaria glabrata
Lineage: Eukaryota; Metazoa; Mollusca; Gastropoda; Planorbidae
Exons: 7
Coding region: 182-2161 (659 amino acids)
Source: RefSeq, a predicted model, not a curated record